ACACUAAUUUUUAUUCCCCCUCUACCGCUCUCUGUUCAUCAUAAUCUCCAUUCUGCCACACCGCUUGGUUGAAUUUAAAUAUCGUCAGUACUAAUUUUGACAAGUCGAAAUUUUCCUUCUCGUCACGUGAUCGCCUGAGUGAUCGAAUUAGGGUUCCCAAUUUGUAUUCGGUGAUUUGAAUUAUAGUUUCGUGGAAGAAGAUGGGGAGUCCGGAGAAGGGUCAGAGCUCGGGAGGGUUCUUCGCGGCCAUGACGUCGGGGCUAUCGGCCUUCAGCAACGCCAUGCACAGAUCCGUCAGCGGAGUGCGUGCCCAGGAUGGUAUGCAAGUUAUAAAUCCUGAAGGAGGAAAAGAAGAUGCAGAAGAGGAAGCUCAGAGAGGAAGAUGGAAAGAUGAGGAGCGAGAUAGUUACUGGAAACUCAUGCAAAACUAUAUUGGUUCUGAUAUUACAUCAAUGGUGACUCUUCCUGUCCUCAUAUUUGAGCCAAUGACCAUGCUUCAGAAAAUGGCAGAGUUAAUGGAGUAUUCUUACCUUUUAGAUCAAGCAGAUAAAUGUGAUGAUCCCUACAUGCGGAUGGUGUAUGCAUCUUCUUGGGCUUUAUCUGUUUAUUAUGCCUACCAACGUACUUGGAAGCCUUUCAAUCCAAUUCUUGGCGAGACUUAUGAAAUGGCUAACCACGGUGGGAUUACUUUUCUAUCAGAGCAGGUCUGCCAUCACCCCCCAAUGAGUGCUGGCCAUGCUGAAAAUGAGCAUUUCGCAUAUGAUGUGACAUCUAAGCUGAGAACUAAAUUUUUAGGCAACUCACUUGAUGUCUACCCUGUUGGAAGAACACGUGUGACUCUAAAAAGAGAUGGUGUUGUUCUGGAUUUGGUUCCUCCUCCUACCAAAGUCAACAACUUGAUUUUUGGACGAACCUGGGUGGACUCAUCAGGAGAAAUGAUUAUGACAAAUUUGACAACAGGGGACAAAGUUGUUCUAUGUUUUCAACCUUGUGGUUGGUUUGGAGCUAAUAGAUAUGAGGUAGAUGGAUAUGUCUAUAAUGCUGACGAGGAACCUAAGAUACUUAUGACUGGAAAAUGGAGUGAAUCCAUGUGUUAUCAACCAUGUGAUCUGGAAGGGGAGCCUCUUCCUGGCACUGAACUCAAGGAGGUGUGGCAUGUUGCAGAUGUUCCACCAGAUGACAAAUUUCAGUUCACCCACUUUGCACACAAAAUAAACAGCUUCAAUACUGCACCCAAGAAAUUGUUGGCAUCAGAUUCACGUUUACGCCCUGAUAGGUUGGCUCUUGAGAAAGGAGACCUCUCCAAGGCUGGUGCUGCAAAAAGCAGUUUGGAGGAGAGACAGAGAGCUGAAAAGAGAAACCGAGAUGCAAAGGGUGAUGAUUUUGUCCCAAAAUGGUUUGAUCGAACUGAGGAAACUGUUGCUACACCGUGGGGUGACUUGGAAGUAUACCAUUACAACGGCAAGUACACAGAGCAUCGGAACACUGUCGACUCAUCAGAUGCCAUUGUUAGCGAAGAUGUCCAGUCAAUAGAAUUUAAUCCGUGGCAAUAUGCUGAUUUAUCGGAAUGAGGAUUAUGUUGCAUUUGGUAUAUACUUUUGCUGGACAAGGUUUUGUGUGCGAUAGAAUUAAUCCGUACUACUCCAUAUUUAUAGUAGUGACUAUGACUAUUCUAUUGUAGAUGACCAAUGUUUGGCAUUUUAAGCAGUACAAAUCCACCAGUUUAACUUUAA
Messenger RNA from Salvia splendens (bonfire salvia), 1733 nucleotides. RefSeq names its product OSBP(oxysterol binding protein)-related protein 3C (gene ORP3C). Gene Ontology annotation, cellular component: membrane; cytosol. NCBI's taxonomy places the organism in Eukaryota, Viridiplantae, Streptophyta, Magnoliopsida, Lamiales, Lamiaceae. The record is from RefSeq and is a predicted model, not a curated record. The transcript is spliced from 10 exons. Gene Ontology annotation, molecular function: sterol binding. Bases 201 to 1571 code for a protein of 456 amino acids.